Messenger RNA from Mustela erminea (ermine), 1050 nucleotides. RefSeq names its product methyltransferase-like protein 9. NCBI's taxonomy places the organism in Eukaryota, Metazoa, Chordata, Mammalia, Carnivora, Mustelidae. Gene Ontology annotation, molecular function: protein-L-histidine N-pros-methyltransferase activity. The record is from RefSeq and is a predicted model, not a curated record.
AUGCCUAUGGGAGGAGUACCUUCAGUGAGUUGGAAGACCAAGUACACUGGAAGUGAAGAGAAUGACGACGAGGAGGAGCACCCAAAAAAGAAAAGAACCAGAGACCGUGGUCUCUGCCACAGACUUAAUGGAUAUGGAUAUGAGCGAGAUGUCAGAGAUAGACUUCGGGAUAUGAUGUCAAUAGCUAAACUUGAGAAAGCCAUUGGUGAUAAUAUAGAAUUUCUAAGGGCAGAAAUGAGAGCCAAUCAGACCAAACUUAAAAAUGCUAACUAUGAGAUGCCACCUAAACAGGAUAUUCUAACAGCUAGGAUUCCUGUAACCAAGCAUCUGCUUCUAACACAGAUCUUCUUAAACAACAGCAUUGAGAAAUCGGGCUGGCUAUUUAUCCAAUUAUAUCACUCUUUCGUGUCAUCCGUUUUUAGCCUGUUUAUGUCUAGAACAUCUAUCAGUGGGUUGCUAGGAAGAGGCUCAAUGUUUGUGUUUUCACCAGAUCAGUUUCAGAGACUGCUAAAAAUUAAUCCAGACUGGAAAACCCACAGACUUCUUGAUUUAAGUGCUGGAGAUGGAGAAGUCACAAAAAUCAUGAGCCCUCAUUUUGAAGAAGUUUAUGCCACUGAACUGUCUGAAACUAAGAUAUGGCAGCUUCAGAAGAAGAAAUACAGAGUGCUUGGUAUAAACAAAUGGCAGAAUACAGGGUUCCAGUAUGAUAUUAUCAGCUGCUUGAAUUUGCUGGACUGCUGUGAUCAGCCCCUAACUUUGUUAAAAGAUAACAGAAGUGUCUAGGAGCCAACUGAGGCAGGGUCAUCCGCCCUGGUUUUACCCUUUCAUCCCUAUGUGAAAAAUGUAGGUGGCAUAUGGGAGAAACCAUCAGAAAUUUUAGAAAUCAAGGGACAGAACUUGGAAGAACAAGAGAAUAGUCUGCCGGAAGUUUUCAGAAAAGCUGCUUUUGUUAUCGAAGCUUUCACCGGAUUACCAUACCUGUGUGAAGGCGACAUGUAUAAUGACUACUACGUUCUGGAUGACUCUGUCUUUGUUCUCAAACCAGUAUAG